AUGGUAGUGGAGUCGGCUGAUCAGUUCAUCCAUGCGAGGAUCUCAUCAGACUCAGAGGUGAUUAAUGUUAUUGUGGUCUAUGCAGCCCCAUCAGCGAGUCGAAGGAGUGGCUUAUGGGCGAAGCUGAGUGGGAUUAUUAGUAGUUUAGAGGAACCAGUUUUGAUAGGAGGUGAUUUUAACACAAUUGUUAGGGUGGAUGAGAAAUCAGGGGGAAAUGGGAGACUGUCGUCGGACUCAUUGGAGUUUGGUAAUUGGAUCAAUAGUUUAUCCUUGAUUGAUUUGGGGUUUUGUGGGAAUCAAUUCACAUGGAAGAGAGGGAGGACAGAAGUGGUAACCCGCGAUCCGAGACGUAGGCCUUUCAGAUUUGAAGCAGCAUGGUUGAAGCAUCCUAGCUUUAAGGAACUGUUAGGGGCAUCAUGGGAUGAUCGCCAUAAGACAACGGAGGCGUUGGCUGCGCUGCAGAAUACACUUAAAAGGUGGAAUCGAGAUGUGUUUGGAGACAUUCAGAAGACAAAGGAAACUCUGAUUGGUGAGAUUAAGACAUUUCAGGACACCUUAGACUUAUAUCAUACGGAUGAGCUAAUACAGAAAGAAGAAGAUUUGUUAAAAUCAUUUGAUAUAGUCUUGGAGUAG
Camelina sativa (false flax) is the source of this 633-nucleotide messenger RNA. RefSeq lists its product as uncharacterized. Lineage: Eukaryota; Viridiplantae; Streptophyta; Magnoliopsida; Brassicales; Brassicaceae. The record is from RefSeq and is a predicted model, not a curated record. Gene Ontology annotation, molecular function: catalytic activity.